AUGGAUAACAACUGGUCUACUUACCCAAGUGUCGCAAAGACUGCUUCAAUCAAUGGUUUCGCUGACAGAAUCUAUGAUCUUGUCCCACAAUGUGCUCAAGAAUGUUUGAAGGAAUCCACUGGUUCAACCCCAUGUCCAUACUGGGAUACCGGAUGUUUGUGUAUCAUGCCACAAUUUGCUGGUGCCAUUGGUAACUGUGUUGCUGAAAACUGUCAAGGUCAAAAUGUUGUCCAAUUCGAGUCAUUGGCCACUUCCCUUUGUUCUUCCGCUGGUGUUUGGGAACCAUACUGGAUGCCACCAGCUUCAGUUACCACUGCUUUGAGUACUGCUGCUGCCGCCGAAGCUGCUGAAACUACCCCAGCUUCAACUGAAGAAGAACAAUCUUCAUCAGCUCCAGCUGAAACUUCUGCUCCAGAAACCACUGCUCAAGAAACUUCUGCUGCUGAAGAAUCAUCAUCAGCUCCAGCUGAAACUUCUGCUCCAGCUGAAUCAUCAUCGGCUCCUGCUGAAUCUUCUGCUCCUGCUGAAUCUUCUCAAGAAGAAAAGCCAUCAAGUGCUGAAGAACAAUCUUCAUCAUCCGCCCCAGCAGAGGGUGAAGGUGAAGGUGAAGGUGAAGCUACUGUUUCUACCGUCAACGGUGGUGUCAUCCCAGGUGUUGCCAUGGGUGGUGUCAUUGCUGCUUUGGCUGCUUUAAUCUAA
Molecule: messenger RNA, 699 nt
Organism: Lodderomyces parapsilosis
Lineage: Eukaryota; Fungi; Ascomycota; Pichiomycetes; Serinales; Debaryomycetaceae
Product: CFEM domain-containing protein
Exons: 1
Coding region: 1-699 (232 amino acids)
Source: RefSeq, a predicted model, not a curated record